This is a messenger RNA of Poecilia latipinna (sailfin molly), 429 nucleotides long. It is a transcript of the gene rps21, whose product is annotated as ribosomal protein S21. Gene Ontology annotation, molecular function: structural constituent of ribosome. Bases 122 to 373 code for a protein of 83 amino acids. The record is from RefSeq and is a predicted model, not a curated record. NCBI's taxonomy places the organism in Eukaryota, Metazoa, Chordata, Actinopteri, Cyprinodontiformes, Poeciliidae. Gene Ontology annotation, biological process: translation. The transcript has 6 exons. Gene Ontology annotation, cellular component: ribosome.
AGGUGGCGAUAAAAACAUUGAGGGAUUUUUUUUUUUCCACUUCCGGAACUACAGCUCUUCCUUUUCCAGUCGGCCAUUUGUCGUAAGCGGUUUGUAGUUGACAACCUGCACAACUUUCAAAAUGCAGAACGACGCUGGUGAAUUUGUGGACCUGUACGUCCCUCGCAAAUGCUCUGCGAGCAACAGAAUCAUCGGCGCCAAGGACCACGCCUCCAUCCAGAUCAACAUCGCUGAGGUCGACAAAGUGACCGGCCGCUUCAACGGUCAGUCCAAGACCUACGCCAUCUGUGGAGCCAUUCGCAGGAUGGGAGAAUCUGACGACUCCAUCCUGAGGCUGGCCAAGGCCGACGGCGUUGUUGCAAAGAACUUCUGAGUGUCACGUUGGAUGAAUCUGGAACGUUUGUUAAAUAAAAUGGAAGAAAAAAGCAA